AUGCACGACCUGAACCGACUGACCCAGAUCACGGGGCUGUUGCUAACCUCGGACGCUCACGGGGAGGACCUUGUGGUGGCCGAAGCGCUGCCCACCGCGCUGGCGGGGCUGAGAAGCCUGAGUGUGCAGAUUCGCGGCGCGAGGCUUGUCGCCGCUCCCAGGGACCGCGUCGACGGCCUCUCGAGAGCCGGAGACGUGCCGGGCGACGGUGCGGGGCCGUCGCUGGCGUCGCUCACGCGCCUCGAGGUUCAUGUCGGCUCGGGCGCCUGUGAGCUGCUGACCCCGCGGCUGCUGCCCUCAAGCCUCCGCUGCCUGUCGCUGCGCGCGGGCGACAGCGGCGACGAGGCCGCCGCCGCAGCGCUGCUGUGCGCCCCCACGCCGCCGGCGCCGGCGCUGCGCCGGCUGCAGAGCCUCGAGCUGCACAUGCCGCUGCACGCCGCAUGGCGCGUGCCCGCAUGGCUGCCGGCACUGGCAGGAGCCUUGGAGUCUGUGCGGCUGCCCGGCAUCAUCGGGCGGCUGGGGAAGAUUCGGGCUCGCGUCCAAGGCGAGAUCGCGGCGCUGGAUGCUGUCGCGAGGAUGGGGGUGCGUGAGAUCAAGGUGGAGUUUGCCGUCAAGGCGCCGCUCAAGGCGGCGGCGGCGGUGGGAGCGCGGGCGGGGGCCGCGCGCCCGCACGGGCUGCUCCGCGCCGCUUGCGGGGGCGCGGCCGGCGGCGGCGCCGCGGCGGGUGGCGCGGCGGCACGCGCGUUCCUGCGAGACUGGGGCCACCUGUUGGUGGCGGCUGAGUGGUAUAACUGA
Monoraphidium neglectum is the source of this 795-nucleotide messenger RNA. RefSeq lists its product as hypothetical. NCBI's taxonomy places the organism in Eukaryota, Viridiplantae, Chlorophyta, Chlorophyceae, Sphaeropleales, Selenastraceae. The coding region runs from base 1 to 795 and encodes 264 amino acids. The transcript has a single exon. The record is from RefSeq and is a predicted model, not a curated record.